UUCCAUGCAGCUGAUUACUUCGCAACAAGUCCAUGGUUGAAGGCGCGAGACGUGGAUGGGAAUAUCUGUGGCAACCUGUUGAUAACGGAGUUAUGACAAUGGAUAACUUAGUAGGAGUACUAUUUCAAAAGUGACAAUCGACACAUUGAAAGAACAUCUUGUUCUUGCCGACGGCGAAGACGGCGUAAUAUGCUACUGCAUUCCCAUGCGUCAAACUUUUAGGAUACCGGUAACAAACUUCCAAACCUUUAUCUAGGAAUGUUUUGGUAGCCGACAAAGUGACACGUUUCUGUGUAAAUGAGAAACCAAUGAUAGAAAUGGCACAGCGCGGUGAAACAAUAUUUUACAAAGCAAAGACCUUCGUUAUGCAUUAUUUUUUAUUUAUUUUUUACUUACAGGUAGCCUGUACAUUAUGAGACACAACAGGUGUUGUCAGUAGUCACGCGCAGACUUCGAUUAAAAUACAAAAACAAGUAACUUGGUCGGUAGCUAACGUUAACCAUCCACCAAGAAGAAGCCUAUGUGAAAUGGUCUCCACAUGCUUUACAGACUGGGAAGAGAUAACUUGAGAACAAUUCAAUAAAAGGCUCAGUUCACAAUGAAAAUGCUGAGAUUACUUUGCGUUGUUGUUGGGUUGUGGAGGACAUGCCUGACGAACAGAAACUGCCCGGACCUCUUCAUUGACAGCUGUCAUUGCACCUCUGAGAGAUCCAAGGAAUUGAGCAGACAAAAUGUCUGGGUGAAGGUGGUGUGUGAUGAUGUGGAAUUAAUGGACACUCUACAACCCAGUUUCUUACCCAACAAAACAGUUUCCCUGAUCCUCAGUAACAACAAGAUCUCACUGCUGAAAAAUGCCUCCUUCUUUGGCCUGACAGUCCUGGAGAAACUGGACCUGAGGAAUAAUUUAAUUAGCACGGUGGAGCACGGGGCCUUCCGUGGACUGGUGGCUCUGAGGAGACUGGAUCUCUCCAACAAUCGGAUUGGCUGCCUCUCUCCUGAAAUGUUUGUAGACCUUGGCAAUCUUUCUAAAUUGAAUCUAUCUGGAAAUAUUUUCUCUUCAUUGCCGGUGGGACUAUUCACACACCUCCUGUCUCUCAAAGUCCUGCACUUCUCUACAGAGUCUCUGUUCUGUGACUGUCAGCUGGAGUGGCUGCUGCUGUGGGCCAGGGCGAACAGUGUGCGCCUGGGCAACGACACCCUGUGUGUGUACCCCACACACCUCCACGGCCUGGAGGUCCGCAACCUGAGGGAGACACAGCUCAGAUGUGAUGGGCCUCUGGAGCUGCCCUUGUUCCAGCUGAUCCCGUCCCAGAGACAGGUGGUGUUCCGUGGGGACCGGCUACCUCUGCAGUGCACCGUGUCCUACCUGGAUCCCUCGGUCAAGCUGCGCUGGCGCCACAAUGGCCACGCCAUCCACAGCAACGAGGGCAGGGGUGUCUAUGUGGAGGAAACCCUGGUCCACGACUGCUGCCUGCUAACCAGUGAAGUCAUCCUCUCCAACAUCGACCACAGCCUGUCUGGCAACUGGGAGUGCCAGGUGACCAGUUCCCGUGGCAACAGGUCCAGACAGAUGGAGAUCGUUGUGUUGGAGACGUCAGCGCCCUACUGCUCAGCAGACAGGGUCAGCAGCAACAAGGGAGACUUCAGGUGGCCAAAGACCCUGGCAGGGUUGUUGGCCUUCCUGCCCUGUGCUCCAUCCACAUUUGGCUCUGCCCCCCACCCUUCUGGUGCCUCUUCACACCACCCCACUCAGAGGGAGAAGAAGGCCUGGCGACGCUGUGACCGGGCAGGCCAGUGGGCAGAGGACGACUAUACCCAGUGCCCGUAUGCCAGCGAGGUGACCCGUGUACUGCACGAGCUCACCCAGAUGACCAUCAACACCAGUAAUGCCCAGCCGUUAGCCCAGCAGCUGGUAGCCUUCACCAGCAGGGCAGGGGACUUCAGCGAUGUGAUGGAUGUCAUCUUUGUCACACACCUGGUGGAGAGGCUGACUCGCCUAGUGGACCAGCGCAGAGACGUACGUAUGAUAGCAGCACUUAUCUGCUGUUCACACACACAGAAGGUUGCACGCACGCACUCAUGUACGCACACACACCUAUGCACGCUCGCGCACAAUCACACACAAAACAAACAUACACAGCACUUAGCCUCAGCAUCCAUCCUGCAGUCCACUAUAAUUAUAAUAAAGUUAUAAUGUGUUUGAUCACACACUCUAAGUUGAAGGAAUGAUACAAUAAAGAACCCAAGCUGUUUACUUUGGACGAGCGGUUUAUAGUCCAAUGAAAGGCACAUAUGAAUGGCUGUCUCUUUUUGCUCCGGUAGCUGGCUAGUCUACUCCAGCCCCAUAAAUGCUAGACUUUGGGUGCUAAUUUCGCUGAGAUGUCAUCAGUGCGUCUACUUGGUAUC
Salvelinus sp. IW2-2015 is the source of this 2406-nucleotide messenger RNA. Its product is annotated as adhesion G protein-coupled receptor A2-like. Gene Ontology annotation, molecular function: G protein-coupled receptor activity; protein binding. Lineage: Eukaryota; Metazoa; Chordata; Actinopteri; Salmoniformes; Salmonidae. Gene Ontology annotation, cellular component: plasma membrane; glutamatergic synapse; postsynaptic density. Gene Ontology annotation, biological process: cell surface receptor signaling pathway. The record is from RefSeq and is a predicted model, not a curated record.